CCUGCGCAGAACGUUACCAUAGAGAGGCAGCCUCCUCUCUGGCCUCGGUUUAUACUCUCUAUGGUCUAGCGGGGUCUAUGGCCGUAAGGGGAAUAAGGGAGAUCGCACUGCGCAGGCGCAGUUGGCCUUUUUUUUUUUUUUUUUUUUUUUUUUUAAUCCCCGCACCAAGCACUUAACCUCAUUGGGGUGGAGGAGAAGGCGGCGGCUAUCUGGUCCGCAGCGGCAAUUGUAGUGACUAAUGUGGCUAAUGGACUGCUGAAUUAUGAAGUAUUUCAGACUCCGUAGUAGAACACUCUGCCGCUCACUCCUUUAUCUCCUACUAGUUAUUUAAAUUGGACUUUUAAUAUCCUGCCAGCUGCUCUUCAGACACACAUGGUGCAUUGUUGCCAUUCCCCGGAUUGCAUCUUUGAAACACAGGCUCUUAGUAACCUUCAGCGAACAAAGAGGCCACCUCCUGUGUUUGGCUACUGGGAGGGAGUCAUCCCGACUGCCCUCUAGCUUUUGCUGGAUCUGAAUUUGAAUUCCACCAUGGAGCCUCGCAUGGAGGCCUGCCUGGCUCAGGUGUUGCAAAAGGAUGUGGGGAAACGACUACAGGUUGGCCAAGAACUUAUAGACUAUUUCUCAGACAAACAGAAAUCUGCUGACCUUGAGCAUGACCAGACCAUGUUAGAUAAGCUUGUGGAUGGACUUGCUACCUGUUGGGUUAAUUCUAGCAAUUAUAAGGUGGUUCUUCUGGGCAUGGACAUCCUGUCGGCCCUGGUGUCCCGGCUGCAAGAUCGAUUCAAAGCGCAGAUAGGCACAGUGCUGCCAAGUCUAAUAGACAGACUGGGAGAUGCUAAAGACUCUGUGAGGGAGCAAGACCAAACUCUGCUGCUAAAGAUCAUGGAUCAAGCUGCUAAUCCCCAGUAUGUAUGGGACAGAAUGCUUGGAGGCUUCAAACAUAAGAAUUUCCGCACGAGAGAAGGCAUCUGUCUCUGCCUUAUUGCAACACUCAACGCCUCUGGAGCACAUACUCUAACACUAAGCAAGAUUGUGCCACAUAUAUGUAAUUUACUUGGAGAUCCAAAUAGCCAGGUUCGAGAUGCAGCAAUAAACAGCUUAGUGGAAAUUUACAGACAUGUAGGAGAACGUGUGAGGGCAGAUCUCAGUAAAAAAGGAUUGCCACAGUCCCGGUUGAAUGUCAUUUUUACAAAAUUUGAUGAAGUCCAAAAAUCUGGAAACAUGAUACAAUCUGCAAAUGAUAAAAACUUUGAUGAUGAAGAUUCUGUGGAUGGUAAUAGACCUUCCUCAGCCAGUUCUACAUCAUCCAAGGCCCCACCAAGCUCACGGAGAAAUGUCGGAAUGGGGACCACCCGUCGGAUUGGGUCGUCUACUCUUGGAUCCAAGUCUUCAGCUGCAAAAGAAGGUGCUGGUGCUGUUGAUGAAGAAGACUUUAUUAAAGCAUUUGAUGAUGUACCUGUAGUGCAGAUUUAUUCCAGCCGAGACCUCGAGGAAUCCAUAAAUAAAAUUAGGGAAAUAUUAUCUGAUGACAAGCAUGACUGGGAGCAGAGAGUAAAUGCUCUAAAAAAGAUUAGAUCUUUACUUUUGGCUGGAGCUGCUGAAUAUGAUAACUUCUUUCAACAUUUGCGUCUUUUGGACGGAGCCUUUAAACUCUCUGCUAAGGAUCUGCGGUCUCAGGUAGUGCGGGAGGCUUGUAUCACGUUGGGGCAUCUGUCAUCAGUUCUGGGGAAUAAGUUUGACCAUGGAGCUGAAGCCAUUAUGCCAACUAUCUUUAAUUUAAUUCCAAACAGUGCCAAAAUUAUGGCCACUUCUGGUGUUGUAGCUGUUAGAUUAAUCAUUCGGCAUACACAUAUCCCUAGGCUAAUACCUGUCAUAACAAGUAACUGUACCUCCAAAUCUGUUGCAGUUAGAAGGCGCUGUUUUGAAUUCUUAGAUUUACUCUUACAAGAAUGGCAGACACAUUCUCUGGAAAGACACAUAUCAGUAUUAGCAGAAACAAUCAAGAAAGGAAUACAUGAUGCUGAUUCAGAAGCAAGGAUAGAAGCCAGAAAAUGUUACUGGGGUUUUCACAGUCACUUCAGCAGAGAAGCAGAGCACUUGUACCACACCUUGGAGUCCUCUUACCAGAAGGCCCUGCAGUCCCACUUGAAGAACUCGGACAGCAUAGUGUCCCUGCCUCAAUCAGACCGCUCAUCUUCUAGCUCUCAAGAGAGUCUCAACCGGCCACUCUCUGCCAAAAGAAGUCCCACUGGCAGUACCACAUCUAGAGCUUCUACGGUUAGUACCAAAUCUAUGUCGACAACCGGGUCCCUCCAGCGAUCUCGAAGUGAUAUUGAUGUGAAUGCAGCUGCCAGUGCCAAAUCCAAAGUCUCCUCCUCUUCAGGCGCCACACCCUUCAGCUCUGCAGCAGCAUUACCUCCAGGGUCCUAUGCAUCUUUAGGUCGGAUCCGCACAAGACGGCAAAGUUCUGGGAGUGCCACCAAUGUCGCCUCUACACCUUCUGACAACCGGGGCCGCAGCCGCGCUAAAGUGGUUUCACAGUCUCAGCGAUCCAGAUCUGCUAAUCCUGCUGGUGCUGGCAGCCGAUCAAGUUCCCCAGGGAAAUUGCUGGGCAGUGGUUAUGGUGGACUUGCUGGCGGUUCCUCAAGAGGUCCACCCGUGACACCUUCUUCAGAAAAACGAAGCAAAAUUCCUAGGAGUCAGGGAUGUAGCCGAGAAACAAGUCCAAACCGAAUAGGAUUAGCACGGAGCAGCCGUAUCCCUCGACCCAGCAUGAGUCAGGGGUGCAGCCGCGAUACCAGCCGUGAGAGCAGCCGAGAUACAAGCCCUGCCCGGGGCUUCCCUCCACUUGACCGGUUUGGGCUGGGUCAGCCAGGAAGAAUACCUGGUUCUGUGAAUGCCAUGCGGGUUUUGAGCACAAGUACAGAUCUGGAAGCCGCUGUUGCUGAUGCUUUGCUGUUAGGAGACACCAGGAGCAAGAAGAAGCCUGUGAGGAGGAGAUAUGAGCCAUAUGGAAUGUAUUCUGAUGAUGAUGCCAACAGUGAUGCCUCAAGUGUUUGCUCUGAGCGUUCAUACGGCUCGAGGAAUGGUGGCAUUCCUCACUAUCUGCGACAGACUGAAGAUGUAGCAGAAGUUCUCAACCACUGUGCUAGUUCAAACUGGUCAGAAAGGAAAGAAGGGCUUCUGGGCCUGCAAAAUUUACUUAAGAGCCAAAGAACACUGAGUCGAGUAGAGUUAAAGAGAUUAUGUGAGAUUUUCACCCGAAUGUUCGCUGACCCCCAUAGCAAGAGAGUUUUUAGUAUGUUUUUGGAGACUCUUGUGGAUUUUAUAAUAAUACAUAAGGAUGACUUGCAAGACUGGCUUUUUGUUCUUCUCACACAACUGCUUAAGAAAAUGGGAGCAGAUUUACUGGGAUCUGUGCAGGCAAAAGUUCAGAAGGCUUUGGAUGUCACAAGGGACUCCUUUCCAUUUGAUCAACAAUUUAACAUUUUGAUGAGAUUUAUUGUGGAUCAAACUCAAACUCCAAACCUCAAGGUCAAAGUUGCAAUCCUGAAAUACAUUGAAUCUCUGGCUAGACAGAUGGAUCCAACAGAUUUUGUAAACUCAAGUGAGACAAGACUUGCUGUUUCUAGAAUCAUAACGUGGACAACAGAACCAAAGAGUUCAGACGUGAGAAAGGCUGCACAGAUUGUGCUAAUCUCCCUGUUUGAGUUGAACACGCCUGAAUUUACCAUGUUACUUGGUGCCUUGCCAAAAACAUUCCAGGAUGGUGCCACCAAACUCCUGCAUAACCACCUCAAGAACUCUAGUAACACCAGUGUGGGAUCUCCAAGCAAUACAAUUGGCAGAACACCUUCCCGACAUCACAGCAGCAGGACCAGCCCCCUAACCUCACCCACCAACUGUUCCCAUGGGGGACUGUCUCCCAGUCGGUUGUGGGGUUGGAGUGCCGAUGGGCUAUCGAAGCACCCACCUCCCUUUUCUCAGCCUAACUCAGUUCCCACCGCUCCCUCCCACAAGACUCUCAGGCGCUCUUACUCUCCCAGCAUGCUGGACUAUGAUACAGAGAACCUGAACUCUGAAGAAAUCUACAGUUCUCUGCGUGGAGUUACAGAAGCCAUUGAAAAGUUUAGUUUCCGAAGUCAAGAAGAUCUGAAUGAACCAAUUAAGCGAGAUGGCAAAAAAGACUGUGAUAUUGUAUCCCGUGAUGGAGGAGCAGCCUCACCUGCCACGGAGGGCCGGGGAAACAGCGAAGUGGAAGGAGGCAGGACAGCUCUGGACAACAAGACCUCUCUCCUCAACACCCAGCCUCCUCGAGCCUUCCCCGGACCACGUGCUCGGGACUACAACCCAUAUCCCUACUCAGACACAAUCAACACAUACGACAAGACGGCCCUGAAGGAGGCAGUGUUUGAUGAUGACAUGGAGCAGCUUCGCGAUGUUCCCAUCGAUCACUCUGACCUGGUGGCUGACCUGCUGAAAGAGCUGUCUAACCACAACGAACGCGUGGAGGAGCGGAAAGGUGCCCUGCUGGAGCUGCUCAAGAUCACACGAGAGGACAGCCUGGGUGUCUGGGAGGAGCACUUCAAGACCAUCCUGCUGCUGCUGCUGGAGACACUUGGGGACAAAGACCAUUCAAUCCGAGCACUGGCACUGAGAGUUUUACGGGAAAUUCUUAGAAACCAGCCAGCAAGAUUUAAGAACUACGCAGAGCUGACGAUCAUGAAGACGCUAGAAGCCCACAAAGACUCUCACAAGGAGGUGGUAAGGGCUGCCGAGGAGGCUGCAUCCACACUGGCCAGCUCCAUUCACCCUGAGCAGUGCAUCAAAGUGCUCUGCCCCAUCAUCCAGACAGCUGACUACCCCAUCAAUCUGGCUGCCAUCAAGAUGCAGACCAAAGUUGUGGAAAGGAUCGCCAAGGAGUCCUUGCUGCAGCUCCUUGCAGACAUCAUCCCUGGCUUGCUGCAGGGUUAUGACAAUACCGAAAGCAGCGUGCGUAAGGCCAGCGUGUUUUGCUUAGUGGCGAUUUAUUCCGUAAUCGGAGAAGAUCUGAAACCUCACCUCGCACAGCUCACAGGGAGCAAGAUGAAGCUCCUAAACUUAUACAUAAAGAGGGCCCAGACUACCAACAGCAACAGCAGCUCCUCCUCCGACGUGUCCACGCACAGCUAGUGGCAGCACUGUGGCAUCUGCAGACCUGAUGUGAUCGGUGGUGCCUUGGAGACCCCCAUCCACCACUGGUCAGUGUGAGGAGGCUGCACAUAUUUAUUACAAUCAGUAUUUUGGUCCUUCCAGCUUUUGUGUAGAAUCUUACUGGUAUUGAAUGUAAUGGAAGCAAGGCCUGUGUCGCAGUCUUCACAGAAACACAAAGAGCCAUACUUACACGUCUUGUACCACCUGCUGAGACCACAGACCAUGUGUGGGGGGCGCAGACCCCAGUACCCUUUUGUUGUUGUUAAUAACAGCUUUGGGGUGGGACAG
Molecule: messenger RNA, 5481 nt
Organism: Perognathus longimembris pacificus (Pacific pocket mouse)
Lineage: Eukaryota; Metazoa; Chordata; Mammalia; Rodentia; Heteromyidae
Gene: Clasp1
Product: cytoplasmic linker associated protein 1
Exons: 41
Coding region: 529-5172 (1547 amino acids)
Biological process (GO): mitotic spindle assembly
Cellular component (GO): microtubule organizing center; cytoplasmic microtubule; mitotic spindle
Molecular function (GO): microtubule binding; kinetochore binding
Source: RefSeq, a predicted model, not a curated record